AUGAGACUAAACACGGAGUGUCUUCAAGGUUUUAUUGGAUAUUACAUAAAAUUUUCGGGUUUCAACGAAACGGACCUCAAAUGUGUGAGAAUUCUGGUAAGUUGAUAGAUGGAAUAUACGUUAGAACUCUUUUUCAGCGCUUAACGCGACGUUCACGCCGCCUUUUCCUCGAUGAUUACUCCGUCGCCAUUGAGUAUUGGUUAGUCCCGAUUUAAGUGUAUUACUGUGUAUAUUAAUGCCUUUAUUCUAUUUUUGAACAAAAUAAUUCUCAAUCCUAGCAGAUUUCGCGUACACUAUCCGCGCUGUUUCAGCGAAGACAAGCCACGUGUGAGAAUUGCAUUAACAGAUGUUACGAAAAAGGAGGCUGAGCUAACGGUGGGGCAUCUUUGUGGCCCGAUUUGAAUUGUUUAGUUUUUGGCCAAAUCUUAAAAUUCUUUUUUCCCCCUGAAUCCUCAGACAACCCCAUUUUGUUUGAUACCAAAUAUGUUAUACAUAGUAAGUGUAUAUAUGGAUGGUUAGUUAUAAAUUUCAUUUUUCAUUCCGUUCAAAAGUGUGCAAUUCAGUCCACGGAGGCACUUUGGACUAAAAUUGGGGAAUCAAGUCCAUUUGGGCGCAAAGUUGCAAUUUUAAUCCGUUCUCCGGACUAAAAUCAGCAAAGUCAGUUUACGGAACGAACAAUUUUUUUUUUGUCCGCGGACUUUUUUCGUUUCUCCAGGCAACGGACCGAAUUCAGCGAUUUUGGUUUAUCCAGCAAACUCUUCGGGGACAGUUGACCCCGGGCCCGGGGCUCAAAAAAAAUUUUUUAUUUCACUUGGUUCACGAUGUAUUUUCUGAAUGAAGGAAACUGGGAAUUUUUCCAAAAAGGAAUUUUUACCAAGAGCAGGCUACCCCAUUUGAUUUUACGUCUAGAUUGCCCGUUUUCUGGACGGAUAACCCACCAAACUUUGUAAUUUUGUGAAGCUUGUUGCCUCAUGGAUAAUGUAAGUCAAUUUAUCUUUUUUUUCGCUAAAACAGUGUAAAAGUGGACAGUUAUAGGUGUGCAAACUAGAUUAAUUUUACCAUAUAAAGACAGCUAAUGUUAUGAAAGACCAGGUUAACCUUGAGUACCAAGUACAACAUAAAAUUUUCGUAAAUUUAGCUGUGUCUGGUUGGAAAUUGGUGUUACAAUGAAGCUAAAAACCUAUAAAACUGUCCAGGUAUAAAUGUAGGUCAGCGUACUGGGUUGUUUUACCAUGCAAAAGUGGCAAAUUUAACGUAAUAGCAGUUUUAACGAGGGACCGAACGCCAGGACCUAGUACAAUAUAAAAUUUUUGUAAAACUCGCACCUUCUGGUUCGAAAUUGACAUUAGAACCAAGCUAACAUCCUACUCUACCCUUAGCUAUAAUUAAGUUUAAAAAGUUUUGGUCGAAUCAACGAAAUAAACAUUAUAUUAUCUAUGGAGCAACAAGCUUCACAAAAUUCUAAAAUUUGAUAGGUUAUCCCAAAAGAAAACGGGCAAUCUAGAUAGGAAAUCGAAUAGAAAAGCCUACCCUUGGUAAAAAUCCUUUUUUGAGCAAAUCCAAGCUGUUAUCAAUCAGAAAGUACAUCUUGAACAUAGCGAAAUAAAAAAAAUUUUUGAGAAGAAGCCCGGGGUCAUCUGUGCCUCUGUGAUUUGUUUGGAAUUUUCCAAACCACGGACAACUCCAAAAAAUCCGAGCAAACAAAUCAAGAAGUCCAUGGAUCAAAAAUCAGUGGACUAGAUUUCCGGAAACCUGUCCACACGACGGACUGAUUUGCGUUUGUCUGAACGGCAAACCAAAAGUGGCGAUUUUUGUUUGCACCACGGACAGGAUUUCCCGAUUUUAGUCCAAAGUGCCUCCGUGGACUGAAUUGCACACUUUUGAACGGAAUGAAAAAUGAAAUUUAUAACUAACCAUCCAUAUAUCUACAGUUGUUGGAUUUAUUCUUGGAGUUCAUUUUUUCGGUUGUUUUUUCGCUCUUUCCCGGUGUGUCCGGAAAUGGAGCACGGUGCGGAAGAAAAAUACGGUGGAAUUUCCCCUCCCGAAAAUCGACGAUGAGAAUAAGAACAAAAAAUGAAGAUCAACCUGCAGAAUUUGUCGAAUAGCCCUUGGUGAAGGCAUUCCCUCGGUUCUGGCCAAACUUCGUGUACUCAUAUGCGGAUUUUCUCGGAAUUUUGACAAAACUUCUUCAAUUUUCAGCUCCAUUCGUACCCAUCGUUCUUGCUUUUUUUGUUUCCUGUUAACGCUGCCAAUCUCAAGGAACUUAUUCCACCAACGUCAAAUUGCCUUGCGAUCUGGAGGUUAGGCAUUACGUCCGUAUUUCAUCCUGUAUUCCCUUUGAACAUUUAUCGCCGAGCCGUACUUGCCUUGCCAAACCACAGACCAAGCUUUUUCUUCCACACCGUACUCCAUUUCCGGACACACCGGGAAAGACCGAAAAAACAACCGAAAAACGACCGAAAAAAAUGAACUCCAAGAGUAAAUCCAAUAACUGUAGAUGAAACUUACUAUGUAUAACAUAUGUACAGUGCGCGCCAAAAUGAUAGAGCCACUCAAUUUUUCUGGAUUUAUUCUUUUAUGGUUAGGUGGGCCAAGCCGGCAUAAUGCAUAUAUGCAAUAACAUGAUAGACCUGCACUACGGCCACCAUAACUAAGGACUAGCCUGGCGCCCAAUCCAAAAAAAAUCAAAAAUUCGGACCUUCCCCCUCGGUCGACGCGUCAAAAUGAUAGAGCCACCGGAUUUUUCUCCUCGGUGGUGGCAGGCGGGGAUCUAUUGGUACUGUAGUCUGUUAAUAUUACUACUGCUAUUCACUGCUGAUGUGAAACGGUUACUGUAACUACCGGCCAUACGGUAGCUUUUGGCAAAAUUAGAAAAUUUUCCAAAUUUUGGGUAAAAUCGACCGGAAAUAAAUUUUCGGACGGUUGUAUCCGGGUGGAAAUGCCUUCAAAACAUAUUAGAAGGCCUAUAUUUUCUAACAGUAAUCAAUUUCCGUUGAAAUCAUAUCGACCAUAUACAAAGAAUGAUAUUAUAUUACUUUAGCAGAUGGACAGAUUCUAUAAUAAUGUCAAUUAUGCCAAUGUGGGAGCAUGGAAGUAAAACCAAACUUCCUGCUAGACUGCAACACACGAUAUAGAAUAUUUUCAUUUAACCUGGAAAGGCUGUAAAGUCUCGUACACCCUAGGAAUAAUGCCACAAGAGAAGCAAUUCUGGUUCUCUAGAUGACUACACCAAAGUUUCUCUGUAGUUGUUUAUCAUUACGUUAUUGCUGAGUUAAUCAUGCUACGUUACGCACAAAAAGAUCCGCACUCGUCGUUUCAAAACCCGAAGCCAUCAUAUUCUGACGCUAGUGAUGCCACCAAAAUAUCGUUUUUUCGGGUAUAACUUUGGUAAACUUCAUAAUACCGUUAGCAAUUUGAAUAAAGGAAUUAUUGAAUUCGGUCCUGUUAUAGUAAUCUAUGGUCCUUUUGCAAUUGUACCACAAGUUCUGGGGCCGCUUCUCAGACUCAUACAUAAGCAAUACACAUUAUUAUAGAAUCUGUCCAUCUGCUAAAGUAAUACAGUGUGUCCCAGGUUUUUGGUUCCACCCCAUUUUUUGAUCAUAUCUCGGGGGGUUUUCUCUCAAAUGUCAUGAAAUUUUACACAAGUGUUAAUCAACCUUUAAGAAAACGCUAUGCGAAGUUUCAUCCCAUUUGACUUCAAUACUCUGACAUUAUGGCGAUUUUUUAAAAAUUUUGGGUGUCCCAGGUUUUUGGUUCCACUUGGAGAUUUGCGAGUUUUUGGUCCGGUUUUUGAACCAACCUGCUCUUAAUACGAUUCCUCGUGUUCUCUGUAGUAUAAGAAAGGGUAUUACAUUUGGAUCUAUCGUACUUUAUCGACGCAGUGGUCCCACGAGCCAUCUCCGACCUUAUACAUGAAGUAAACAUUGGUUUUGAAAAAAAUCCCGAUUAGUGAUUUACUUCCGGCAAGAAACGACUUAGACUACUUGUAGCAAAUGUAGGGUGUAAAACAAACCGAUACCGAUUUGUUUGAAGUCAUUUAAUCGACCUGUUAAGUCAUUUAAGCUACCGUAUACCUUCUACCGUAAACUUCAAAGACCCUAAAAGUACAGAAAAUUACUAUCCAUGGGAACUUUUUGCUCAGAAAAUCAAACUCAGCAUGACUUGUUAACAAACCUACAGUUGCAUCAUUGUUAACAAACAUACAGCUGCAUCUUAUUGCUUGCUGAAAUGUUCUAUCCGCCGCAGGUGGUUGGUUCAAGGAUAAAUGGGUAAAAGCAAGCCUAUUUUGGCCUAUUUUUCGGAACUUUUUUGUAGAACGAACUUUACAGACCCGAUUUAUUUUGAAACGGCUAAUGAUUGUAGCAUUACGUUUUCAGGCACGCUGCGUUCAAAUUCGCCUUUCAAAUUUUGUGAUUCUCGUCCAUUCCUCUUGGUAUUUCGGGGUAUAAAGUGUUACGGUAGCUGCUUGUUGAAGAUGAUAUGCCAAGAAAAUACUCGAGAUCAUUGAGCAAGCCGCUUUUUUUCAUCAAGUAGAUGCACACUAUAUAAUUUUACAGCAUUGGCUAGUUUAAUGCCCAAAAAACUGCCUGACUUACUUUUUUUUCAGAACCAAUCUUUAUCUCAUGUACAAGGUCGGAGAUGGCUCAUAGCGCCACUCCGUCGAAAAAGUAAGGCAGAUACGAAUGUAAUACCCUUUCUAAUACUACAGAGAACACGAGGAAUGGUAUUAAGAGCAGGUUGGUUCAAAACCGGACCAAAAACUCGCAAAUUUCCAAGUGGAACCAAAAACCUGGGACACCCAAAAUUUUAAAAAAAUUGCCAUAACGUCAGAGUACUGAAGCCAAAUGGGAUGAAACUUUGCAUAGCUUAUUCUAAAAGGUUUAUUAACACUUGUGUAAAAUUUCAUGACAUUUGAGAGAAAACCCCCCGAGAUAUGAUCAAAAAAUGGGGUGGAACCAAAAACCUGGGACGCACUGUAUAAUAUCAUUCUUUGUAUAUGGUCGAUAUGAUUUCAACGGAAAUUGAUUACUGUUAGAAAAUAUAGGCCUUCUAAUAUGUUUUGAAGGCAUUUCCACCCGGAUACAACCGUCCGAAAAUUUAUUUCCGGUCGAUUUUACCCAAAAUUUGGAAAAUUUUCUAAUUUUGCCAAAAGCUACCGUAUGGCCGGUAGUUACAGUAACCGUUUCACAUCAGCAGUGAAUAGCAGUAGUAAUAUUAACAGACUACAGUACCAAUAGAUCCCCGCCUGCCACCACCGAGGAGAAAAAUCCGGUGGCUCUAUCAUUUUGACGCGUCGACCGAGGGGGAAGGUCCGAAUUUUUGAUUUUUUUUGGAUUGGGCGCCAGGCUAGUCCUUAGUUAUGGUGGCCGUAGUGCAGGUCUAUCAUGUUAUUGCAUAUAUGCAUUAUGCCGGCUUGGCCCACCUAACCAUAAAAGAAUAAAUCCAGAAAAAUUGAGUGGCUCUAUCAUUUUGGCGCGCACUGUAUUUGGUAUCAAAUAAAAUUGGGUUGUCUGAGGGGUAAUUGAAUAUUCGGGUGAUGCGCACUCGAGUAGUGAAAAUUUGGGUGAGCAAACUCGGGUGGUGAAAAUUCGGGUGAUCGAUUUUUGGGGUGGGUGAAUAUUCGGGUGAGGAAGAAAAUAUUGUAUUGAUGGUUAAUAAAUAUACUGUAACAAUAUUAAAAUUUUUAAGUUGAAAUUUUUGGUUUUCGAGCAUAAGGCAUCCAAAAAUGAAGUCCGUUUCGCUCGAAUAUCAAUGCCAACGCUAUUAUUAUCGUUAUAAUGAGUAAAGGAUUGUAAAAUCAAAUACUACUGAUGACGCAAAAUUGUAAAUAAUUAAAAAUAAACUUUUUCAUCAGUUUUUUGGAGCGUUUGAUAAUGGAGAAUUCAGAUUCGCCAACAGGUCGGGCAUUGAUAUUCGAGCGAAACGGACUUGAUUUUUGGAUACCUUAUGCUCGAAAAACCUAAAAAUGAAUAAAAAACCAAAAAUUUCAACUUAAAAAUUUUAAUGAUGUUACAGUAUGUUUAUUAACCAUCAAUACAAUAUUUUCUACAUCACCCGAAUAUUCACCCACCCCAAAAAUCCAUCACCCGGAUUUUCACCACCCGAGUUUGCAUCACCCGAACAAGCGAUCACCCGAGUACGCUCACCCGAAUUUUCACCACCCAAGUGCGCACCACCCCAAUAUUAUCAACCCCGGGAAAGAUACCCCGACCUGUAUAUUUCGUCAUGUGUGGAGCCGGUUGAUAUACUGUGGUUUAUUCCGUAUGUAGACAGUCUUACGUUGGGGAAAUACGAUGGGAAGCUGAUUCGUGAUGACGCAGUGGAAAGUGAAUCGAAGAAGAGCAAAUGUGAGGCUUUGAAAUUACUGUAGUUAUGCGAUAUGUAAUAUGUAUUUGAUAUGCUUGUGUAUCUUUUAGUCAUAAAUAGAUCACUUUAUUUCACUUACGCGUUUAUUGUAUAUCGCACUUUCCAGUUGAUGACGAAGAAAAAGUUUGGAAGGAAUACGAGGAAGUUACAAUCCGCCUUAUAAAGUCGCUAGAAAAGUAAGAUCACCUUCAGUAUUGAGCCCUUUUCGCAGUGUUAAGAUGAAGAAUAUCGCUUGCAAUAUAGGACAAAUAAAAGUCCUCUCCCACUUAUUGAUCGCUGAUACUUGGAUCGUCAGUAAUGAUGACUUUACUGUAGAGAGAUAUAACAAGCGUCUGAUUGUUGAGGUCUCGAGCCCUCACAAAUGCUUGGUAGACUUCCUGGACCUCGCAUAGUAAGUCUAUGUACAUAUAUAUAUAGCUAAAUAUUAGCGGGACAAAAUGUGAUGAUACAGAGAAAUUGGAAAUUUUAAUCUUGGACGGAUACGAAGAUUGCCAUAUCACUGACAUACAUAAGUUACAGGAGUAUUUGCCACUCUUGCAAAACAUCAUAAUCUACUGGAAUGUAGGUAGAACACUCUUAAUCUCAUCCUCUUUUGCAUAGUAUGACGGUGGAAACCUGGCAACAGCCAUUGUCGAACCUUUGAUGGCAACAAAGUUUGAACGGCCAAUGAAAAUCACCAUCGCGACGGAUGAUAGUUAUGUAAGUAUAAGAUGAGAAAAUUCAUUCAAAUUCUCAGUCGGACGACGAUUAUAUCAUAGAAAUGGUAAAUCUUAUUCUGAAAUGGAGGGAAUUGGACCCAAAUGUCAGCAUCAAACUCUGCAUCACCGACAAAUAUGGAAUUGAAGACCAACUUAGCGAUGAGGUCUUACACGAGUUCAAAAAAAUAGCGUCGACACCGGACUGGCCUCAAGAAUAUAGCUUUCUUGGCGAUCGGCUCGAAGUUAUCGUGACUGAAGUAGGUUUUCGACCACAUGUAUCAAAGGAAAUCGGAUUUUUUAGGAAAUUGAUUGA
Messenger RNA from Bursaphelenchus xylophilus (pine wood nematode), 7377 nucleotides. The record is from the annotation of a GenBank genome assembly. NCBI's taxonomy places the organism in Eukaryota, Metazoa, Nematoda, Chromadorea, Rhabditida, Aphelenchoididae.